CUGAGAGCGAUACUUCGUUUGCAAACCCUCAGCGGGCAGCCAGUCUUAGGAGCACUUGAGAAGCUGAAUGGACUGCAGCACGGUGCAGCAAACUGGCACAGCAGAGGCAGGCACACCCAGGCUGGCAAACAAAGUGUAGCAAAAGCUCAGGAUCUGUGCCAGGAGCCGCGGGAUGCCCGGACGGGCGAGGGAUGUUGAGUUAAAGUGUAGCCGAAAGGGCCGAAGCAGCCGCAGAAAGCUGCCGGGCUGGGCAGAGGCAGGCGGGCUCCCACAAGCAGCUGCCGCAAGCAGCCUGAGGGUCGGGGUCCUCUUCCCAGUGAGGUCGGGUGUUGGAAAGGUCCCAGUUCAACAGCUGCUCUUGCAAGCAGAAGCUCACCCACGGAUAAUUAGUUAUGAACAACAAACAUCUGCGAGCAACUGUGAAGAGGAAGCAGGACCACUGCUGCUGGAAUCCAGCAUCCAUGGCACCUCUAUGUCUAUGUUUCAUCUGAAAGUUCUUGCAGUACAGAUGAACCUGGACUGCAAGAUCCCUGUUAGGAAGAAGCACUGGCCCCCCGGGACACAGUGUGUUGCCAAGCAUGACCACACCAAGCCCAAGCCCCGGGAGCUGGCCUUCCGCAAGGGUGACAUGGUCACCAUCAUCGAGGCCGUGGAGGGCAAAGGCUGGUACCGUGCCAGGCACAACGAGACGGGGCAGGAGGGGCUGCUGGCAGCCAGCGCCCUGCGGGAGCGUGGGGCAAUCCGUGCCGAUCCCAAGCUCAGCCUGAUGCCCUGGUUCCACGGGAAGAUCUCAGGGUUGGAGGCAGUGCAGGAGCUGCAGCCCCCUGAGGACGGGCUGUUCCUGGUGCGUGAGUCUGUCCGGCACCCCGGUGAUUACGUGCUGUGCGUGAGCUUUGGCAAGGAGGUGAUCCACUACCGCGUGGUGCACGAGGAGAACACACUCAGCAUCGACAGCCAGCAGUACUUCUCCAACCUCAUUGACAUGAUUGAGCAUUACAUGAAGGAGCAGGGAGCCAUCUGCACCAAGCUGGUGAAGCCUAAACCAAAAUCUGGGAUGAAGUCAGCUGAGGAGGAGUUGGCCAAAGCUGGCUGGUUGCUGAACCUGAAGCACCUCACACUGGGAGACCGCAUUGGGCAAGGAGAGUUUGGAGAUGUCCUGCAGGGCGAGUACAUGGGGCAGAGGGUGGCUGUGAAGAACAUCAAGUGCGAUGUGACUGCCCAGGCCUUCCUCGCUGAAACAGCUGCCAUGACGAAGGUACGGCACAAAAACCUUGUGUGUUUGCUGGGAGUGAUCCUGCACAAUGGCCUCUACAUUGUCAUGGAGUUCAUGAGCAAGGGCAACCUGGUGAACUUCCUGCGCACGCGGGGCCGGGCGCUCGUCCCGACCCAGCAGCUCCUCCUGUUCGCCCUGGAUGUGGCUCAAGGCAUGGACUACCUUGAGUCCAAGAAGUUGGUGCACCGGGACCUGGCUGCCCGCAACAUCCUCAUCUCUGAGGAGAACGUGGCCAAAGUGAGCGACUUCGGCUUGGCUCGAGUCAACCCCAAGGGUGCAGAUGCCACAUUGCUCCCUGUGAAGUGGACAGCACCAGAGGCCCUGAAACACAAUAAAUUUUCCUCCAAGUCGGAUGUGUGGAGCUACGGGAUCCUCCUGUGGGAAACCUUUUCCUUUGGAAGGGCACCCUACCCCAAGCUGGCCCUGAAGCAGGUGACAGAGCUGCUGGAGCAGGGGUACCGCAUGGACCCCCCUGAGGGCUGCCCACCCACCGUCUAUGCCCUGAUGAAGAGCUGCUGGGAGCUGGAGCCAGGCAAGCGCCCGUCCUUCAAGAAACUUACAGAGAAGCUGCAGAAAGAGCUGAAGCACCUGAGGGACAUUUAACUCCCAUCCUGCUACCAGGACCCAGGACCUGAAGCCCCUAGACCCUCCAGGGUUGGGAGUAUAGGACAAGAGGGGCCAGGACCAGGAUGGCCUGUGGUGCUGCUCUCUCCCUGUGGAGAUGGGGCAGCAGCCUCCCUCCAUCUGAGCAUGGUCCUUCUACCCACCACACAGCCCAGAGAAGGUUGCCAUGGGAUUGAUCUCCCCUGACCCACCAGAGCGGGGAGCACACACCCCAAGGGAGCCAUGCCCACACCCCCUGUGCUCAGCCCCAGGAGCAGAUGCUGCAUGUGGGGUUCCUUCAAGCUGUGACUCCCAGUGAUGGGAGACAGGACUGGACAUCUCCACUCACAGGAGGAUGAGACUCCACCCUGACUCAGCCCUGCCCCAUUGCCCAGCCCCACACGGGGAUGCCGCACAGCCAGCUAAACCACAUGGA
Hirundo rustica (Barn swallow) is the source of this 2312-nucleotide messenger RNA. RefSeq names its product megakaryocyte-associated tyrosine kinase (gene MATK). Lineage: Eukaryota; Metazoa; Chordata; Aves; Passeriformes; Hirundinidae. Gene Ontology annotation, biological process: protein phosphorylation. Bases 173 to 1876 code for a protein of 567 amino acids. Gene Ontology annotation, molecular function: protein tyrosine kinase activity; ATP binding; protein binding. The transcript is spliced from 14 exons. The record is from RefSeq and is a predicted model, not a curated record.